Molecule: messenger RNA, 1252 nt
Organism: Serinus canaria (Common canary)
Lineage: Eukaryota; Metazoa; Chordata; Aves; Passeriformes; Fringillidae
Gene: AGFG2
Product: ArfGAP with FG repeats 2
Exons: 12
Coding region: 17-1138 (373 amino acids)
Molecular function (GO): GTPase activator activity
Source: RefSeq, a predicted model, not a curated record
CCGCGCGAGCGGGAAGAUGGCGGCCGGCAGCGGCGGCGGCACCGGGCCGGGAGCGGGGCCCGGCGGAGGCCCCGGGGCCCGCAGGGGCAGCGCGGGCCGGGACGCGGAGGCCGAGGUUUGGUGCCGGCGGGUUCGGGAGCUGGUGAGCUCGGUUCCCGCCAACCGGCUCUGCUUCGAAUGCGGCCAGCGCGGCGUGACCUACGUGGACAUCAGCGUGGGCAGCCUCGUGUGCACCGGCUGCUCGGGGGCGCUGCGGGGACUGAACCCCCCUCACCGCGUCAAGUCCAUCUCCAUGACGACGUUCAGCGAGGCCGAGGUGCUGUUCCUGCAGGCGCACGGCAAUGAGGCCUGCAGGAGGGUCUGGCUGGGCACCUUCGACCCCCGGACGUCGCUGCUCCCCGACUCCCACGACCCCCAGAAGGUGAAGGAGUUCCUGCAGGAGAAAUACGAGAAGAAGCGAUGGUACGUGGCACCAGAACAAGCGAAAGAGCGAGUGAACCCCCCCCAGAGCACUGCAGCAGAGCCCCGGCCCCCCCAGCCCCUCCCCGGGGACACGGGGACACGGCCACAGCCUCGCCCAGCUGCCCGAAAAGCCAGCACCGACCUCCUGGCUGACAUCGGGGGGGACCCCUUCGCCAGCCCAGCCCCCGCCCCCGCCUUCGCUGCCUUCCCUGCCCCAGCCCGCUCUGCCUUCCCCAGUUUCAAUGCCUUUGGAGCCAGCCCUGGAGCAGCCACGUUUGGCGGAGCUGUGCCCCCCUUCCACAUCCCCCCCAGCACCAUAGGAGGUGUGGCUGCCCAGGGCGUGGCCACCCCCGUUCCGCCCACAGGGGGAGGAGCUUCUGUCAGCCCCUUCGGGACCCUCCGAGACCCCCCAGCGCUGCCCCACGGAGGAUACACCAACCCCUUCAUGGCCCCCGUGGCCCCCAGACCCUCCACCAACCCCUUCGAGAGCAACGGCCCCGGUGCUGUUUUCACCUCACCCCCUGUUCCUGGGGGCUUCCCCAGCCCCUUCCAGGCCGAUGGGUUGCCUUUCUCUGGGUUCAGCGUUGCCAAAGCUUCCACCAACCCCUUCGUGACCGUCCCGGCCCCGGCGGCGCCGUUCGGGAUCAGGCACCGGGCCACCAACCCCUUCCUAUGACCGCAGCUGCUUCGGGGGAUCCCGGCCGCGCACCGCCCCUCCGCCGGGACCAGGUUUUAUUUUUUGUUCCGAGAGAUUUAUCGCGAUAUCUAAUAUAUAUUCGAUAGAAACGGC